AUGGGAAGGUUCGAGAACGCUGCGGGUCUAUCCAUCGCCUUUUACAGCUGGGAAGUGCCGAACCCCAAGGGGGUCGUCAUCUUCAGCCACGGACAUGGUGUGCACGCCACGUUCGAGCUCCUAAAUAGCCCCAAACCCCCGGGUAUUCGAACUGAGUACUCUGGAACUUGGGCAGACAGCUUGAACAAGGCCGGCUACAGCCUGUUCGCGCUGGACCACCAGGGUCACGGCCGAUCGGAUUACGCGCGGGGCAAGCGCUGCUACUUCGAGAGGGUGCAGGACCUCGUCAACGAUUUCAAGCGUUUCGUGAAGCUCGUGAGACAAGAAGUAGGUCAAGAGCUCCCAACGUUCCUUUUAGGCAUGAGCAUGGGCGGCUUUGUCGUGGUGAACGCCGCUAUGCAGGACGAGAACCUGGCAGACGGAGUGGUGCUCCUCGCACCGAUGUUGUCGCUUGACCGAUUGGCGGCCAGGGGCAUCAAUAAGGUGUUGCUACCGCUCGUGACUAUGAUUUCCGUUUUCCUACCUACCCUUCCGGUCGCGGAAACGGCGAAAAACAUCAAGUUUCCCCAUUCUCAGCUCGAGGUGGAGAUGGAUGAUUUGACCUACCCGUCUGGCGUGAUGCGGACCAGGUGCCGCGUUGCGGCCGAAUAUUACAUCGGAACAAAACGCACCCAGACACUGAUGCAUAAGAUGAAGAUUCCGUUCAUCACUUUCCACGGAAAAGAUGACCAGAUGACGGAUCCAGCAAGCUCGCAAAUGCUAUACGAUCGUGCCUCGUCGAGUGACAAGACCCUGCAAUGGGUCGAGAAUGUCUUCCACGACUUGAUGCAUGAGAAGCCGACGAGUAAUGAUAUCAUCGCCGCCAUCGUCAAUUGGCUGUCUGAACGUACUGGCAGCAGCAAACCGAAGAGGAAAAAUCGAGCGCUGCGUUAG
Micromonas commoda is the source of this 933-nucleotide messenger RNA. RefSeq lists its product with no specific name. The transcript has a single exon. The coding region runs from base 1 to 933 and encodes 310 amino acids. Gene Ontology annotation, molecular function: lipase activity. Gene Ontology annotation, cellular component: membrane. Lineage: Eukaryota; Viridiplantae; Chlorophyta; Mamiellophyceae; Mamiellales; Mamiellaceae. The record is from RefSeq and is a predicted model, not a curated record.